Osmia lignaria (orchard mason bee) is the source of this 3797-nucleotide messenger RNA. RefSeq lists its product as uncharacterized. Gene Ontology annotation, biological process: intracellular signal transduction; phosphatidylinositol phosphate biosynthetic process. The record is from RefSeq and is a predicted model, not a curated record. Gene Ontology annotation, molecular function: 1-phosphatidylinositol-3-kinase regulator activity. Gene Ontology annotation, cellular component: phosphatidylinositol 3-kinase complex. Lineage: Eukaryota; Metazoa; Arthropoda; Insecta; Hymenoptera; Megachilidae.
AACGGGUUAUGUUGAAUACAAAGAAUCUCUACACAAAAUGUUGACAGUUAUGUGUCCAAACUGUCGUCACCGAUUUCCAGCACCAGGUUGUUGCGAACUUGAAAACAUGGACAGAGAUAAUGCCUUAAUUCAUCCAGCAACCUGUUACUAUGGUGGCCUGCUAGUUCCUAAAGGCUACACAAGCGGUGGUGGUUGUUUUAUAAAUGCACCAACUAUCAUCCAUAGUCAACCUAUUAUUAACUCUUUUAACUAUCCAUCAAAGACUGUUGAUUUGGAGAAGCCGAGAAUCGAAAAACAGAAAGACAGCAUUCAUCAGGCGUCUAGAAGAGAUGCACAGAUACUUGGAUUUUCGUUAAUCAACGAAGAGAUUGAUAAGAACGAAGAGGAUUCUGGAUAUCAGAUAGCCACGAGUUGCGACUUGACCGGAGGAAACGUAACAAUAACAACUCCAAGUAUACAGUCCGGAGGUUGUUUGAUUCAGAGUACAGAUUCUGGGAUCCAUAUGCAAAUACCGCGUAUGGAAAUCCGUCCAAAAUUGUCUGGUGGUGGAUGCUUUGUACAAAAGACAUUGUCGACUGAAAAUCACGAGACUUCGAUCAUACUUCCAGAACAAAAGAGUCAGCAACAGAAUGGUAAUUGCAACGAAAGGAUGUUCUUGCUACCCCCAAGCGGGUGUCAAGAACUACCAGGAACUAGAAGAAACAUUCUACCGCAAAAGGCGGAAGAAAAGCCGUCGAUAGGAAAUCUAAACGAAGGAAAUAGCGAGGAGAAGUCGCCUUUCUCGAAUUUCCAAGUAACCGGUGUGCCGGUGAUGCACUUUCAGCAGCCUAAAAAUUCCAAGAAAAGUGAACAAGAAUCAGGACAAGGAGGAAAUUGCAAUUGCUGUUGUAACAACGUUCAGAAUGUUUAUCACGUUAAAUCGAAGAGUCCGCCAGCUUCUGAAAAUCAUAAUUCCAUGGUCCUGGAUUCGAAUUCACUUCAAAUCCAAGUGAAUGCAACUGUACAGCUGCCUGCAAGUCUGGGACAGUGUACAGUGAACAUAACUGCAACUACGACAAGUUCCCCAAACUCUUUAUCGAAUACAACAUCAAAAACUAGAAACAAUUUUAACGGCGGCGGUUUGGUGCAAGAAAACGAAGCUCGGAAUAAUCAAGAAAACUUUGAGGAAAGAAGAGACAGGACUCCGACCACGCCUGUGUCGUGGUUGAUGCCGUGUCCAUGGAGUUUUGAUAGUUACAUGAUGGAUAGAAACGCGGCUAAACUCUGUGAAGUUAAAAGACUUUUACAAAUUUGUGGUUGGUACCACGAAGGCCUUAGUUGGCAGCAAAGUGAAAAUUUAUUAAAAAAUGCCCCGGUUGGCCGAUGGUUGAUGAGGGACAGCUCAGACAGUAGAUACAUGUUCGCUGUGUCUGUACAGACUGCUAGAGGACCCACCUCUGUUAGAGUUCAUUAUUUUUUGGGACAAUUUCGAUUAGACGCCGAACCUAGACUUGCUUUCGCGAUCCCGCUCUUUGAUUGUCCGAUAAAAAUGUUAGAAUAUUACGUAGAAUAUUCGAAAAGCGUUGACGAGCAUAGAAAAGAAGUCUGGGUAGAUUACAGCGGACAGCUUUAUAGUGAAAUUUAUUUGACGAAACCAUUGGUCAAGGAGGUCAUGUCUCUUAGUCAUUUGGCCAGAUUAGUUGUUAAUAGGUGUAAGCUACCAACUGAUCACUUGCCACCAUUAAUUAAAAAUUAUCUUGCAGAAUAUCCUUACAGUCUUUGAAAAAUGAUAUUCAUUAUUUUCUGAUUUCUGGAUUUAUUAGUUUAUUUCGAAUCAUUAGCAAAAUGGAACUGAUAAAAUACUUUGAUAGAAAUAUUUCAAUUGACAUGAAAGCAUAUUUUAAUUUCGUAAAAAUUCAUAAUUUCUGUCAAUCUAGAAAAUCAGAAACGCCCAAGAAUCUUUAUUUUUAUACGUUUAAAAAUAAUUUCUAUCCGUACGCAUAUUUAUAGUAAAAUGUACAGUCUAAAUGUAAACCUACACUUUCGUAUGAUUAAUUAUCAACUAAAAGUGACUCUUGAGACUUAAUUAUUUAAAAAAUACGUAAAUUUUAAUUGUGAUGACCAGAUUUUGAAAGUUAAACGAAAGUGUACGUGUGUGUGCCUUUUUUAUAGUCAACAAAGCAUAAUAUUACAAGAUUAAUUAUUUGACCGAGUUUCUGUUUUACAUUGAAGAGUUUCUCGAACAGGGUACCAUUUACAUACCUUGUUUCGAUCAAUCAAAAUUUUUCCUUUUUAUUAAUAACUUACGAAAUUCCUCGUUUUAGUGUUUCUUGACUAAACAGAUAGACCAGGCAAACAAGGUAAUUCCAUUAUAGAAUUAUAAUCAAAAUUACAAAUGAAAAGUAUUUCAAUUUCUUAUAGAACUCGGUCGGUUCUGAUAUUCUUGAGCAAUGAUCGGCAAUCUGUAACGCAUAAAAUUGCAAAUUAUUGCUCCGAACAUAAAAUUCUUUAAGAAUAGUAAAAAUGAUAUUAAAUCGGCUUCAAUAAAGAAAUCGUAAGGCAGUAUUAGAAUCUAAAGCGUUGACUUGACUCUUCGUUUUCCGAUAAAAACUAAUAUGUAUUAGAAUUGUGGACUAGUAAACUUUAAGUAUAGUUUCUUACAAGGUACAUAAAAACUUUCUAUAAUUUAUAAAGUGCCUGCUGAGAUCAUAUGAGUUAAAAUUUUGUAAAAAUAUUUAGUGACCAUUGUGUUGCGUGUGUUUCAUAUAAUUACUUCAAAAUAAAUACUUAGUAUGUAUUAGGAAAAUGAAGUGACUCUUCAGAUACAUACGUCUGAUUGUAAUCGUAUUGUGUGCGUACAAUAAACAAAUUAAUUAACUCGAAACGAAGAGUUGAAAGUCUAGAACGGAAUCAAACGUUAAAUCAAUUUAAUUCUUGUUUAUCAGCCAGUUGAUUCAAAUAUACGCGUAACUACGUGAUAGGUGACUUUAGAUUUAUGUAUGCGUGUACAAGAAGUGUAUAAUGUUGCGCGAAACUACGACCGAUGUAUUUUUCUAAAGAAGAAUCGGCGGCCUUUUCAAAGCAACCACCAUUUUUCUAAAGUCGAAUCCUAUCUUCUUAUACAUAGAAUGUAUCGGAAACUGUGCCUCUAAGUAAUUCGACUGCAUUUUUCUGUAAAGAUAACCGCUUUCUCGACCGGAGUAUCCCGUAUAAAUUAAUAUAGGAUUUUUUGUUUAUUGUCUCUAUAUUAGAGACGACCUCUAGAACUAUCGAUGUACGUACCUACUCUUCGUAUUCCUUUAAACCCUUCGACCCAAUACUGCUCUUAUAACCGACAGAAAUUUCGUUCAAACAUAAUAUUUAUAAAUUAUUGAUUUAAGUUAUGAUUUUCAUAAUAAGCUUAAGCUUCGUAAGCUUCGAAACUUCUAAUUUAUGUUGUAAAUCAAAAUCUGUAUGUCGGUGCAGUGUACAGCAGCGAGAAGAGAACAUGUAAUAUGAGAGGGAUUACUUCUUUUAUAAUGAUUGUAAUUUACACUUACUUUGAUAUGCCAUAGUAAACUGUGCAGUUACUAGUGUGUAACUUAAAAUCCUUUUCUAGUAGGCUUCAUUUAGGUAUUAUUAUUGUACGAUUUUUGUGUUAAAUUGUAGUUGGAUUGCGAAGGGUUUGUUAAUUUCCGGUUCUAAAAAUCGAAAGAAAAGUAUGUUAGUUGUUGGAAACUGCCACUCAGUGAAUCCUACGAUAUGUUUCAUAUUGCGAUUAUAACAAUGUAUAGUGUGACACGAGUUAAGUUAUUAAAUAAUUAUUUAUUACCAAGAAA